AUGCUUUAUAUCCGAUCAUGUCUUUCUUAUUACUAUUACCUGCUUCUAGCUUCUUUACCAAUAUUUCUCUUUUUCUUCUUUUUAUCUUUGUCUUCUCUUUUUACUUUCGCCAUUUGUCUCUUGUCGGCAAUUCUACUUCGUUUUUUCCCUCUCUGCUACAUCUUCCUUUGUUCUUCUAGCUCUGUCAUUGCUUCCUCUCUUUUUAUCUCAUUUUUUUUUUACUCUCCUUCUCUCUCUCUCUCUCUCUCUCUCUUUCUCUCACUGAUUCUCUCUAUUCCAACGCUUGUAUUCUCUUGUUUGCUUUUCGUUGUUUUCCUUUUUACCUUACACUGUUUCUUCUCUUUCUUAUUCUCUCUCCUCUUAUUCUCAUUUCAAUCUUCAAUUUUUUUCCUUUCACUCUUUCCUCUUAUCUCUCUCUCUCUCGCUCUUUCUUUUUUUCUUUCUUUCUCAUUUUUCUCUCCCUCUCCCUCUCUGUCUUUUGCGCUGUCUCUCUCUCUCUCUUUCUUACACACACACACACAUCCAAUAACAGUUAUGCACUCAUACAAGCAUCGAACUCUUGAUUUUCGUUCAUGA
Messenger RNA from Acanthosepion pharaonis, 576 nucleotides. The record is from the annotation of a GenBank genome assembly. Lineage: Eukaryota; Metazoa; Mollusca; Cephalopoda; Sepiida; Sepiidae.